CUAUUAUUUUUGGUGUACUUAAUAAUAAUAAAGCAUCGAAUUGUUGUAUUUGCCAAUUGGUUUGUUUAAAUUUGGUGGAACCGUUUAGGGGUUGCCGGGCCUGAGUAAUGAUUGGCAGCAGUGUGAUUGCGCAGACAUAUGCAAUAUUUAAAUGUUAUACGGGGGGCGACCAAAAUUCAAAAUCUAAAUCAAGAUAAUAAUAAGUAUGUGUUUUAGAUUUCAGAAAAUGCCCACAAGGAAAGCAAAACACGCUGGUAGUUGGUAUUCAGAUUCAGAGAUUGAAUUAUCGAACCAGCUUGGGUUAUGGCUGCAAAAAGCUAAAUACGUUCACGGCCCCGCACGGGCUCUGAUUACACCGCACGCUGGAUACAGAUAUUGUGGAUCAUGUUCGGCAUGGGCUUACAGACAAGUAAUGCCCGAAAUGGUAAGAAGAAUAUUUAUUUUGGGGCCUUCCCACCAUUUUGGUUUAUCGGGGUGUGCCUUGACGACUGCAACUUAUUACAAGACUCCUUUAUAUGACUUGCUGGUAGAUUCUAAAGUUAAUAGUGAAUUGCAGAGUACAGGUCAGUUUGAAUUAUUAGAUUUGAACGUUGACGAGAAAGAGCACAGUAUCGAGAUGCAACUACCUUACGUGGCCAAAGUCAUGGAAUGUUAUAAGGAUCAGUUCACGAUAGUUCCAAUUCUUGUUGGUACAUUAAGCGCGGAAAAACACCUAAACUAUGGAAAAAUUUUCGUAAAUUAUUUAAAAGAUCCGGAAAAUCUCUUCAUCAUAUCGUCCGAUUUUUGUCACUGGGGGUCCCAAUUUCGUUACACUUAUUGUGACAGAUCUUGCACUAACAUAUACGAAUCUAUACACAACUUGGACCUUAUGGGAAUGAAUGCAAUUGAAAAUUUAAAUCCAACCGAAUUCAGUGAUUAUUUAAAACAGUAUGGGAACACAAUUUGCGGACGUCACGUUAUUGGAAUUUUACUUAAUAUGGUUCAGAUUUUAAUCCAGGAGACGGAUCAAAGACCGAAAUUAAAAUUCCUGAAAUAUACUCAAUCGAAUCAAUGCGUAUCCAUGAGCGACUCGUCAGUAAGUUACGCCGCUGCUGCUCUUACAAUAGACUAAAUUAUACCAAAAUUUCGAAAAUAAAAAAUUGCUCACC
This is a messenger RNA of Tribolium madens (black flour beetle), 1148 nucleotides long. Its product is annotated as protein MEMO1-like. The record is from RefSeq and is a predicted model, not a curated record. The transcript is spliced from 7 exons. Bases 206 to 1111 code for a protein of 301 amino acids. Lineage: Eukaryota; Metazoa; Arthropoda; Insecta; Coleoptera; Tenebrionidae.